GCCAAGGAGGCGCACGUCAUGGCGUGCACUGAGAGGAUCAAGGCAAAGAAGGACCAUGAGGAUGCGGUCCAGUCGCUGGCAUCGACGGUGCACAGGCGCCCUGCGGACGACACCACCACCAGCGAUGGUAAGAAGGUCAUCUUCACUCUCGACAUGUCCCUCCUCAACGAGGGUCUCGACCAGCUCGACGAGGAGAAGAGGAGGGAGUUGGAGGGCCACCGCGCAGCCCUUGACACAGCGUACCAGACCAUGGUCGCCGAGGACGCAAAGGUCAGGGAGAUGUGGGCCAAGAUCGAGGAGAUCAAGGCAUGCCCGCACAAGCGGGCGCGGGUCGAGGCCGCCAGAGCGGAGGAGGCCCCAGUGCAGCAGGUUGUCAAGGAGCAGCCUGAUGUUGCCAUGGCGGGCGAUGAGGAGCAGACGGUCGAGAGCAUCGCUGUCCCAGGCCUGGACAAGACCGACCCCGAGCUGCUCGCGGCCACCCUCGAGCAGUCCAUCGCCGACGCGCGCAGCCGCCUGCCGGCCCCGCAGCGGCGGCAGCGGCCACCAGUGGCGCCAGCGGCGGCCCGCCCCUGGCUGCGGCAGCUCCUGCUCCUGCUCCUGGCGGCGCUGGCAGAGCUGCCAAACCGUGCGGAGGGGGCCGAGCGGCCUCCAAGGGGCCCCAGCGGGGAGGGCGGUCGUCUCCCUAGCGGGGACGAGGCCGACGGAGGUGCAGGAGCCCAGGCUGCGGAAGCUCUGAGACAGGAGGCAGCCAGCAUGCAGUGCACCAAGAGGCAGCGCUGCACUGACGCGACAGUUUUCUUCAGCAACAUCACGAAGUGGGGCCCGCAAGCGAGAGGCUUCAUGCGGGCCCAGGCCGAGGGCUACGACAUCGUCGGCCUGGUAGAGACACAUGCUAACGAGAACGAGACAAGCAAGGCGCGUAGCGACUUGUCUCGAGACGGAUGGAAGCUACUUGGCACACCAGCGAGAUUGACGGGACGCUCUGCGACGGGCUCAUCAGGAGGCGAAUGGAUAUUGGCCAAGAAGCAGAUACAGACUACUUCUUUCGAGGCAUGGAGAGAGGCAGGCAGAAACAAAUCUGGUCAGGACCCGUUCGAGGGGUUCUGCCCGACUUGCUGGCACCUCAAGUCGGGAAACAUCGUGAUCGUCAGUGCCUACCUCCUCCCUCAGCUCGGGUUCAAGGAGGCCAACCAGCGGACCCUGGUUAGGCUCGGCGCGUUCCUCCGCCAGCUGCGUAACCCCUGGGUGGUCCUGGGCGACUGGAACAUCACGCCAGAUGAGUGGGACAAGACACAAUGGCUCACGAAGCUCAACGCGGAGAGGCUGCUGGUGGAGAACUGCACCGCCACGUGCAACAGGGGCUCGGGUAGCACCAUCGACUAUGCCCUCGUCUCCAGAGGCACGGCAGCCCACCUGAAGCUGCAGGCUGUCGAGGAGGUCCCGUGGAAAGACCACAUCGGCCUGAAGCUCAUGAUAAAGGACGGCAAGCAGAGGUGGUGGCACAGAAAGCUGGACAUCGCGCACGAGCUCCCCACCGUCCCGCGGCCCAAGAAGCAGGCCGACCCGAACAGCAAGAGGCAGAGGGGCUUACAGAAGGCCAAGGAGGAGAGGCGCGCCAGGCUCCACGAGCACAUGCAGGCCGCCUUUGACGAGAUGUACGACGAUCUCGACGAUGACGAUGACGGCAGGGAGGCUGCACCCACCACGUCCUUCAACAUCCCAGUGCAAGUGUGGGAAGAAGCGAGUGCUGCAUUGGACGGCAGAGGACUGACCCCAGGAAAGGCAGCAUGGCAGAGACCAGCAGCCCCACCGACAGCAACAUUGAGAAGCAAACAGAGUAAGCACCACUUCUUGCUGACGAGGGACCCGCUGGGCCAGCAGAAGAUCGACAGCCACUUCGCGAGGUGGAUCACGACCCUGGAGCUUGCGACCCUCCAGCACCACGAGAUUGACACAGACAAGCAGGAUGCCUACAUGGGCAGAGGUAGAGGAUAUGCCAUCAAGUGGGUCAGGACCUCGGCCACACCGGCGCGAGCGCACCUCCGAGACCCACACCUCGAGUGGUGGCGCAUUGCGGUGACGCUCCUCAAGCGCUACGAGAUGCUCAGGCGCACCGAAAGGAUCACAGAGGCCACCAGCUGCAACGGCAAGAUCGUCGAGAUCAUGCAGAAGGCCGAGGAGAUGCAGAUCCAUGAGGUGUUCAACAAGGACGACGGCGAGGAGUUCGGCAACUGGAAGGCCAUGAUGAUGACGCUGCAGACCAUCCCCGUCGAGGAGGUGGCCCCCGUCAUCGAGACCAGCGAGAAGUACCAAGGGAGGGCCGUCGGGCAGGCACUCACCAAGUCGAGGAAGGCCUUCCAGAGCUGGGCAAUCAAGAUGUGGAAUGAAGCACCGCGGCACCUCCACAACAUGGUCAAGGACCCGAGACCUGAGACAGUUGAGAAGAUCUAG
Prorocentrum cordatum is the source of this 2451-nucleotide messenger RNA. Lineage: Eukaryota; Dinophyceae; Prorocentrales; Prorocentraceae. The record is from the annotation of a GenBank genome assembly.